This is a messenger RNA of Otolemur garnettii (small-eared galago), 2669 nucleotides long. It is a transcript of the gene NIPAL1, whose product is annotated as NIPA like domain containing 1. The coding region runs from base 178 to 1419 and encodes 413 amino acids. Gene Ontology annotation, cellular component: membrane. Gene Ontology annotation, molecular function: magnesium ion transmembrane transporter activity. Lineage: Eukaryota; Metazoa; Chordata; Mammalia; Primates; Galagidae. Gene Ontology annotation, biological process: magnesium ion transport. The transcript has 6 exons. The record is from RefSeq and is a predicted model, not a curated record.
GCGUGGCUCGCGUGGAGGCCCCACCCAGCCUUCCCCAUUGGCUGAGGCUGCCAGGGGCGGAGUCAGAGCGCACCUUUCCCGGCCUCCGCGGCUCCGCCCCAACGCAGGUCUAUGGGGAGGCGCUGCCCGGCCGGGUGAGGAGCCGGGGCCAGCGCACAGGAAGCCCCGUCCGGGGUCAUGGGGGGACAGGUGAGGUUGCCGCCCGGACAGCCUUGUCGGGAAGGCUCUGUGCUGACUCUGGUCUGUGCAAACUCCUCCCAGGCGUGGUGUGAGAUCACAAACGUGUCACAGCUGUGGGCUCCUCCUGUGCUCUACGAGGACCUGAAUUCCAGCACAACCAACUUGAGCAUUUCAGCAAAUGUGGAGAACAAAUACAGCCUCUACGUGGGCUUGGUACUGGCAAUCAGUUCCAGUAUUUUUAUUGGCUCCAGCUUCAUAUUGAAAAAGAAGGGCCUCUUGGAACUGACCAAAAAGGGCUUCACUAGAGCUGGACAUGGUGGACAUUCUUAUCUGAAGGAAUGGCUGUGGUGGGCAGGAUUAUUGUCAAUGGGAGCAGGAGAGGCUGCGAAUUUUGCUGCUUACACCUUCGCACCUGCCACCUUGGUCACCCCCCUGGGAGCUCUGAGUGUUCUCAUAAGUGCAAUAUUGUCUUCUUAUUUUUUAAAUGAGCACUUGAACAUUCAUGGAAAAAUGGGCUGCAUAUUAAGUAUACUGGGGUCAACUGUGAUGGUUAUCCAUGCCCCACAAGAAGAGGAAGUCACUUCUUUGCAUGAAAUGGAAAUGAAAUUAAGAGAUCCAGGAUUUAUUUCCUUCGCGGUGAUCAUAAUUGUGAUCUCAUUGGUGCUGAUUUUGAUUGUGGCUCCCAGGAAAGGACAGACCAAUAUAUUGGUCUACAUUUCAAUCUGUUCUUUGAUUGGAGCAUUUUCAGUUUCUUCCGUCAAAGGUCUGGGAAUUGCCAUUAAGGAACUUUUGGAAUGGAAGCCAGUUUACAAGAAUCCCCUGGUUUUUGUUUUGCUGGCUGUCCUUGUGCUCUCAGUGGCUACACAGAUCAACUAUCUCAACAAGGCACUGGACACGUUCAAUACGUCUCUGGUGACUCCCAUCUACUACGUGUUCUUCACGUCCAUGGUGGUGACCUGCUCUGCCAUCUUGUUCCAGGAGUGGUACGGCAUGAAAGCUGGAGAUGUCAUUGGGACUCUGAGUGGGUUCUUCACCAUUAUCAAUGGCAUCUUCCUUCUACAUGCUUUCAAGAAUACUGACAUUACCUGGAGCGAGCUGACGUCCACGGCCAGGAAAGAAGUCCUCUCUCUGAAUGGCAAUGAAAACAAUUACGCUUUACUGGAGAACAUGGAGCAUUUGACCCCCGGGUACAAUGAUGAUAUUACCUUGUUUAGCAGAACUGGUGGUCAAAGUCUCUAGAAACUCUGAAAUUUAGCCAAUAUGAGACAUUCAGAGACGAGAAGGAAUGCUCACUUUUUAGGAAGAACCACUAGGAAAAUUAGCUUUUUUUUAAAAGACAGAAUCACACUCUGUUCCUCAGGAUACAGUGCCUUGGCAUCAAAGCUCACAGCAACCUCAAACUCUUGGGCUCCAGCAAUCCUCCUGCUUCGGCCUCCCAGGUAGCUGAGACCACAGGUGCCUACCACAACACCCAGCUUCAAAGUUAGCAUUUUUAAAGUUCUAGCUAAUAAUGUAGAUGUGAGGCCAAGUGAAAAUGCCUUCAUUUUGGCCAUUGAAUUUGAAAAUUGAGUUUUUAUCCUCUUCCAGAAGACAUAUGCUUCUUUUCAUUUCUGCAAACUUUUGAAAUAUUCCCUAAGCAUAAAAAGAAAUGGACAAAGAGUUAUAUGUAUCUCAGAAUAAUCUUUUGUCUGGCCACAAUCUACUUGACUCUGCCACAUGGCUCGUUAGGCUGGUGAUAAUUCAUGGAUAUAAAGUUGACUGUGCUCUGAUAAGCAGAGUGUCAGUCACCAUUCUCUGAAUCAUAAUUUCAAAUUAUUAAAACUUAAAAGUAAGGUCGCUGGUGCUUUGUACUCCCUUCCACAGAUUCCUUCUUUUUAAACUAGAUAGGCACUGAGUGAGUGUUACAGAGAAAAACAGGCCUGCUGUAGAAAUCUAUUCCUUAGUGAGAGGGAACUCACAAGACAGCCUUCCCAUGAAGAGCUGACGGAUUGUAAUUUAUUGACAAACCAUAGGAGUUAAUUACCAAUUAUCUCAGGUGAAGAAAUACAGUUUUUUUUUUCUUUUUAUGAACACACAAAUGAUUGUGUUCACAGGUGCCUUUAACUUAGACCUGGGGGACAUAAGACAAAAUGGAGUUUCUGGAAAAGUCCAAGUGAAUUCAGCUUUGGAGUUACUCGUGUUCAUAUUCCUUUUAUUUACUGUUAUCCCAAAGGUAUGUGCUGUUAUUUUUGAUGUAGAGAUUUUUUAUAAAUAAUUGCUACAUUACUUCAGGAUUAUAUUGCACAAUUUAGUUUUUCUCAAAUGUUUUUAAAUAUUCAAAUGUUUUAAUGGGUUUAAAUAUUUUAAGCCCAUUAAAGUGUAGGUUUUUCACAGACUAGAAUCAGAAAAAUCUUUGCAAAAACCUGAACAAAUUCUUUUAAUAGUUCUCUAAAAAUGUGGUUCUUUUACCUUUUCUUUUUGCAGUUUUUGGCCGGGGCUGGGCUCGAACA